UGUGAUAGAAGACCAAAUGUAAGAAUAGCAGUACUAGUGUUGGGGUAUAUAAGAUGAAGCCUAAUAAACUUUAGUGAGCCUGGAUGCAAUGUGUUUGUGUAGAACUAACUACAAGUUAUUAUUAGAUUGAAAUAAGAAGUAAGAAGUGAGUGGCUCUUCAACAAGUUCCUAUGCUUGGGUCCGCCUUGGAUUUGGGGUAAAAGAAAACACCUCGAGAUAGACCCAACAAACAAACUUACUUCCCUCUCUUCCACUUUAUUCUUCUUCCUUCAAAUUCCAUUCUCUCUCUUUCUCUCUCUUCAUUCCAUUAUUUCAACUACAUUCACUAACAGAGGAUCACCACUCUGCUUUCAUCAUCAAACUCGUUAUGUCUAUAUCUAUUUCAUUUCACUAUUAGAAAAUUCAACACAAAAAUCCCUAUUCUCUCAUCUUCUCUUUUCCUACUUCUACUUUCUUCUCUCUUCAACCAACAACACACAAAUAAAUUGCUUCUCUUUUUUAUUGUUCAUCCAGAAAAUUAUCUAUAUGAAGUUUAAUUAACAAUGAGAGAUGACAACUCCAAGAAAAGCAAGCUUUCAUGGCCCAAAACUUUGGUCAAAAAAUGGUUCAAUAUUAAGAGUAAAGCUGAAGACUUUCAAGCAGAUGAUGAUGUUCUUUAUGGAGGUGUUGAUGAAGAGUGGAUGAACAACUGUUCACAAAGGGAGGAAUGCACUAUCAAGAAAAGCAAAACAGAAAGAGUAAAGAGAAGGCACACAGAAAGAAUGCGACGAUGUAAGAUUGAUCACGAUGUAGCUCAGGUUACUGAUGUGCAUAACUAUAGAAUCUUUGUUGCUACUUGGAAUGUAGCUGGAAGAUCUCCUCCAAGUUAUUUAAAUCUGGAAGAUUGGCUUCACACUUCUCCUCCUGCUGAUAUUUAUGUUCUUGGGUUUCAAGAAAUUGUGCCUCUCAAUGCUGGAAAUGUUUUGGGGACAGAAGACAAUGGUCCUGCUAGAAAAUGGCUAGCUCUUAUUAGAAAGACACUUAACAGUCUUCCCGGAACGAGUGGCGAAUGCCACACUAAUUCACCUCUCCCUGAUCCCAUUGUCGAGUUAGAGGCUGAUUUUGAGGGAUCAAUGAGGCAGAAAGCUACCUCUUUCUUCCAUCGCAGGUCGUUCCAAUCUUUAAGUCAUAGUAUGAGAGUGGACAAUGACAUGUCAGCACCACAAGCAUGCCUUGAUCGCCGUUUCAGCGUAUGUGAUAGAAUGAUAUUUGGUCACAGCACAGGUGACUAUGAUUCCAAUUAUAGAUGGGCGUCAUCGGAUGAUGAAAAUGGAGACUCUCCGGUUACAGCGCAGUAUUCGCCAAUGUCAUAUAGAGGGUGUGUCUCUAUGGAGGACAGAGAUAGACAGACAGAGAACUCAAGAUAUUGUUUGGUAGCUAGUAAGCAAAUGGUUGGGAUCUUUCUAACAGUUUGGGUGAAAAGCAAUAUAAGAGACGAUGUUCGCAACAUGAAAGUGUCUUGCGUUGGCAGAGGGUUGAUGGGAUAUCUUGGAAACAAGGGUUCAAUAUCAAUUAGCAUGUCCUUGCACAAAACAAGCUUUUGCUUCAUCUGUAGUCAUUUGACUUCUGGACAAAAAGAGGGUGAUGAGCUACGGAGAAAUUCAGAUGUAAUGGAGAUUCUCAGAAAGACAAGGUUUCCCCGAGUUAACGGCAUUGCCGAUGAGAGUUCUCCUCAGACUAUCCUGGAUCAUGAUCGAAUAAUUUGGCUGGGGGAUUUAAACUAUCGGAUAGCCCUUACUUACCGUGCAGCAAAAGCUCUCGUAGAGAUGCAUAAUUGGAAGGUAUUGUUAGAGAAUGACCAGCUACAUAUAGAGCAGGAACAAGGUCGUGUCUUUGAAGGAUGGAAUGAGGGCCAAAUAUACUUCCCUCCCACAUACAAGUAUUCAAACAAUUCGGACAGAUACGCAGGCGAUGAAAGGCACUCGAAACAAAAGAGGAGAACUCCAGCAUGGUGUGAUCGGAUCUUAUGGUAUGGAAGAGGCCUCCGCCAAUUAUCUUAUGUUCGCGGGGAGUCAAGAUUCUCCGAUCAUAGACCAGUUUGUAGCGUGUUCCUGGCAGAAGUUGAGUCUAUUAGCCGAAACCGAAUCAGAAAAUGUUCUAGUUGUUCAAGUUCAAGGAUUGAAGUAGAAGAGUUAUUGCCGCAUUCACAUGGCUACUACAAUUAUACCGAUUUGACUUUCUAUUGAUGAAUGCUACAAUCUUUAUUCUGUAUGAUCAACUUGACUAAAAGAAACUGAUGUACAAAAUGUAACAUACAAGGUGGGCACUGCUCUGAGGAGGAAUGCUAGCCCCAAUAGUGAGUGAUGUAGACAUUCUGUUAUUUUAUCAGUCCAAGAGAAGCUGCUGAGUUUGGUUUUGUCUACAACCACUAACAGCUUCUUUGAUCAAUGCAAAUAACAUCUCAAUUCUCAUUAAAAAAGAAACAUAAAAAGAAUGAAUGCUAUGAAGGGUGCUCAUUGCAGGUUUUGGUGGAUAUGAAGCUUCUUUUCUUGUGGCAGCUAAUGAUUUCACUGAGAACUACUAAAGUGAAUGAGUACAUUUUGUGGCUUUGUUUCAACAUUGUUUUUUUUUUUUUUUUUUUUUUUUUUUUUUUUUUUUUUUUUUUUUUUUUUUUUUUUUUUUUUUUUUUUUAAUUUUCUGAUUAAGAUGAAAGUUGACACCAAAAGCAAAGAAAGAAAUGCGCACAGCAUACAUUGCUUUAUUGGCUUUUAUCAGCAAGUCAUUAUUUGUACCCAAUUCCAAAUUAUGACCUUUUUUUUUUUUGCUUUCA
Messenger RNA from Cicer arietinum (chickpea), 2809 nucleotides. RefSeq names its product type I inositol polyphosphate 5-phosphatase 4-like. Lineage: Eukaryota; Viridiplantae; Streptophyta; Magnoliopsida; Fabales; Fabaceae. Gene Ontology annotation, biological process: phosphatidylinositol dephosphorylation. The record is from RefSeq and is a predicted model, not a curated record. Gene Ontology annotation, molecular function: phosphatidylinositol-4,5-bisphosphate 5-phosphatase activity; inositol-polyphosphate 5-phosphatase activity; phosphatidylinositol-3,4,5-trisphosphate 5-phosphatase activity.